Molecule: messenger RNA, 4524 nt
Organism: Octopus sinensis (East Asian common octopus)
Lineage: Eukaryota; Metazoa; Mollusca; Cephalopoda; Octopoda; Octopodidae
Product: stearoyl-CoA desaturase 5
Exons: 7
Coding region: 316-1335 (339 amino acids)
Biological process (GO): unsaturated fatty acid biosynthetic process
Cellular component (GO): endoplasmic reticulum membrane
Molecular function (GO): iron ion binding; stearoyl-CoA 9-desaturase activity
Source: RefSeq, a predicted model, not a curated record
UAAUCUCUCUGUCCCUCCACCUCACUGACACCAGAUGUAUAUUUCGUUGUCCCUCAAUGUGUAAUACAUAAAACAGCAACCUCCAAAACAGGAGACACACAUUAUAUGGUAGUUCCAGAAAAAAGAUUGGACUGAUAUUACUACAGUCUUUUGAGGGUUGUCUAGCCUAUGGCCUUUUGAUGUUGGUCAUAUUUCCAGUUGUUCUUUCUAACUUGUGCUGCAUCAUGCUACCAUUCUAACCAGCUGUCUUGGCUGUAGCUGCAUGACUUUUGAUAAUCUUGCUUGACUUUAUGAAAACACAAGGAAAGCCAUAUUAUGGAACCUGCAGAACGAGCUUCAAGUUCCUAUCAGAGAAUGUCACCAAGAAACCUUGUUACGGAGAUACCUCCUGCAGAAGAUGAACUUCAUCCCGGAGAACUCAAUAUUGAACCAGUAAUUACAGAAGAAACCCAUACUCAAAAGAGACCCCCUAUGAAAAUAGUGUGGCGGAAUGUAAUAUUGAUGACGGUUUUACACCUCUCAGCCUUAUAUAGUCUUACCUUGUUACCAUUGGCUCAUUUUUAUACGCUAAUAUGGAGUUUAUGUGUUUACAUGUAUGCAGGUAUUGGUAUUACAGCUGGUUCACACCGCUUGUGGGCACACCGUGCUUAUAAAGCCAAGUUGCCAAUGAGGGCACUGUUAGCUUCCAUGCAAUCAGCUGCAUUCCAGAAUGAUAUUUAUGACUGGAGCCGAGACCACAGAGUUCACCAUAAGUAUUCAGAAACUGAUGCUGACCCUCACAACGCUAAAAGGGGCUUCUUCUUUUCUCACGUUGGCUGGUUACUUGUACGCAAACAUCCUGAUGUCACAGCCAAAGGUAAAUUACUGGACACCAAUGACCUGUUAAAUGAUCCAGUUGUUCAUUUCCAAAGGAAAUAUUAUGCCCUGUCGGUCGUCGUCUUCUGUUUCGCUAUCCCAACACUAGUUCCUUACAUUUUCUGGAAUGAGAACCUGUGGAAUGCUUACUUUUUGGCUGGUGUCCUGCGUUAUUGCUGUGGCUUGAAUGCCACCUGGCUAGUGAACAGUGCUGCUCACAUGUGGGGUUAUCGACCCUAUGACAAGCGGAUCAACCCAGCUGAGAACAUCUGUGUUAGCCUUGGCAGCAUGGGUGAGGGCUUUCACAACUACCACCACACUUUCCCACAAGACUAUGCGACCAGUGAAUAUGGUUGGCGGAUCAAUCUCACUACAUUUUUCAUUGACUUCAUGGCAUUUUUAGGCCAAGCCUAUGACAGGAAAACAAUUGACCGCGACACAAUUCGGCGGCGAAGAGACAGAACUGGUACCCACACCUAACUGCAACUCUUUCUCUCACUAUAUAUAUAUGUAUAUAUACAUAUAUAUGUCUUUCUCUCUCUCUUUCUCUCUGUAUCUUUCUAUUUUCUCCCUCUCCCCUACUACCCCUCUCUAAUCCCUUGUCCCCACCAAACCACUAUGUUUAUCUAUUAAAGCUUACAUACACUAAUAUAUAUUUAUAUAUAAAUAAAAACACACGUGCAUACUAAUUAUAUAUCAUUUAUGUGAGUUCCAAAGUUAAUCCAUGUUAGUGAAAUGUCUUCAAUUGCAACUGAGUUGACUAUUCUGCCCAUAGUGGUAUCCAGCACUCCUUCAAUCUAGCUAAUUUUUUUACUGUAAGCUCAACUUGGAAGGAAAAAGAAUGGGAUUGGACUUAGAGCCUUCGCUCAUGUUCCUGCAAAAGAAACGAUAUUGCAUUUCCAAGAGCAUUGCCAUUGUUUUGAUCUAAUCAUAUCCUGUGGCAAUUUGUUACCAAUCCAUGUCACAACUAUGCUACUUCAGAUCUGGAGUCACUUCAAAUAAUACUUAACUGUCUCUGUAAACCAAGCAGAAUCAGUGGCAUUCAUAAACUCUUCCAUUUUGGAAAAACGAUGCUAACCUUUCUCUCAUAGUCUGCUGUCAUCCGGACUUUUAGUUGUGUAUUUAUUUUGAGGCUUGUUCAGCUGCUCUUAAGGUAGCAUGUGUGAAGUGCUGCAUCUCGUCUGAUUAAGAAUGGAGGAACAUUCAAAUGUAUGAACAUAUAUAGUAAAAUUUUGAUACCAGAUUGUCUUAGUGUACCAAAGAUGUCGAUGUUGUUUUUCUAGUUUCUUUGAUCAGUCAAGAUGUCAUUCCAUGGAGCUUCUUGUGUUAUUUCCCAUCUAUACACUUCCACUAGGAACAGUUAUAGAUCUACUCAUGUCAGAAGCUACUUCCCCCUCUGGCCUGUUAUAUUGUUGAUUGUCUAUGGCCAUGUUGUACAGAUUAGAUGGUUGCCUUUGGCAUGUUGGAGAGUGAAGUAAUAGCUGAAAUUGAUGAGAGCACCUUCAUAAUGUUUGGAGGAACACACAUACGUGCAUAUUGUGUAUGUGCACACACAUACACACACACACACUCAUACAUAUACACACACACAUAUGUAUAUAAUCCUUCUCCCACCCCGUUCCCUAUCUUGUUUCACUAGGAAGAAACAUUUCUGUAUUGACGUCCAUCUGGCAUGCAGUCGCUUUUGUUGCAGCUGUUUCUGUCUUCUGCACUUUUACUGCAACACAGUCCUAGCUAAAAGUCAGAGAAAAAAAAACAAAACAAAUAAAAACAAUUUGAAGAGGAAAAACAACUGAAUGAAUAAAUAAAUAAAUAAAUAAAUUUUUAAAAAAAUUGACUGAAAAUCCAAAAAUGGUGAACAACAAUCCAGCAUCACAGCUCUUCCUUGCUUUCUACAAGCUGCUUCCUUAUCUCUUCUCUUUCUCCUAGCUUCAUCUUUUCAUCUCUGUCUUGCUCUUUCUGCCUCUAUUCUUUUCUCUUGCUCUAAAUUAUAUUUGCAUACACGUGUGUAUGUGUAUAUCAGUGUACGUGUAUUCAUCUCUUUCACUCCCAGUUUUUGUUUUCCUUUUCCUUUUUAUUUUCUUUUUUGCAAUCUUCUUACUUUUUCCUCUUUUUACUUCUCUUGUUCCUAACUGUUAACUUUUACCACCACCUUUCUUGUCCCCUCCCAUCUCUCUUUCUUCCUCUCUCUCUCUCUCUAUCUCUUUCACAAACACACACACAUCCACACACACACACACACAUCCACUUACACUACUUGUUUCUGGUUGCCCAUUGAAGCAAUGAGGACCAUUUCCUCUUUCGUUUGUGGAUCACUUGAUGAUAAUAUAUAUUUUCAGUCUUUGUUGAAUAGCUUUGGUUGAAGACAGAGCCUGUAAAUGCUUGCUUGGAGGAGGCAGUUGUAACCUUGCAUGCAUUCCUCUUCUCUUGCUUCUCCUGAUGGUGCUAGGUGUGUUUCUCUUCCAUGUCUUCAGUUUCUCCUUUCAACACUAAGACUGUCAAAGUGAGCAGCAAGGCAUGAGGUCUUCCACUGUUAAAGGGUUAAUAUGUCUCAACACCGUGGUCUUUGACCACCCUGUUGCAGGUUUCUUCAUUCGUUCCUGCUCUUACUUUAAAAUAGUUUGUUAGUGUGCCGGUAAGUGAUGGGAUCUUAGUCAGUGCCUGACUUAGUGUUUCAUUAAGGCUAUGGCAUUGACACAUAGUAAACUAUCACCUUGUUUCUCAUCAAGGAGAAUGCAAAGUGACAUUAGAUAUUCACUGAUGCCAAUCAGUGCCUCAGUCAGUUUGAACAGCUGACUGUCUCUCACAGCAAGGUUAACUCCAUAUUUGGGAUGUUUACUCUCAGUGUGGGCCCCCUCCAAGUAGUCUGGUCUUAUUGAAUGCAACAGUAUAGCCUCAAAGCUCACUAUCUACAAGAGCUGUCCUAUGCUAGGAUCAGUCUGUCCCAUAGCUAAUAUCAAGAAAUGUUUGUAUAUUCCACAUGACAAGUCUGAGGAUUUUUUUCAUAUUAUUUACUUAUUCAGUUGCUCAGUGGAUUUUCCUGACAAGUGUGUGAUUUCUUGUUCAGAGGCUGUGCUAAGUGGAUGAUGUUUGGAGCUACUUUCCCUUGACCUUUCUCCAGCUGCUGGUGCAAUAGGAUUACAUACCUACACACCACUUAUGUUAUAUAUAAUAUACUAUGAUAUAAUUUAAUAUAAUAUAUAUUAUACACUCACACACACACAUAUAUAAAUAUAUAUACAUAUAUAUAUAUAUAUAUAUAUAUAUAUAUAUAUAUAUAUAUAUAUUAUAUUCAUUCUCACACACAAACACUCUAGCAGCACCAUUUUCUAAGGUUUGCGGAAGUGAAACAACCUCAACAUGAUGUAACUCUGUGUGUAUGUAUGUAUGUAUGCAUGUAUGUAUGUGUGUGAUGUGUAUGCCACACCACUCCCUGUAUCAGUUCACUACAUACCACUUCCCAUUGUGUGGUGGGAAGGCAGGGACAACAAUAAGAUCUCUAGUUUUGUUCCUAGUUUUUGACAGCCAUCUUAAUUUUUGUUCAUUUCUCUUUGUUUUUUUUUAUUAAUUUUUUUUUGUUGUGUUCUGUUUUGUUUAGUUGUCUGUUAUUUUUACUUUAGCAUUUCACUGCAGUUAUAUUGUUGGUUGAAUAAAUUUUACUGACCUUUU